Megalobrama amblycephala (Wuchang bream) is the source of this 2049-nucleotide messenger RNA. Its product is annotated as ladderlectin-like. The transcript is spliced from 6 exons. The record is from RefSeq and is a predicted model, not a curated record. Bases 1391 to 1852 code for a protein of 153 amino acids. NCBI's taxonomy places the organism in Eukaryota, Metazoa, Chordata, Actinopteri, Cypriniformes, Xenocyprididae.
UGUAAUGUGUAUUGAGUUUGCUGUUGUGAUUAUGUUUCAUGCUUCAGAAUUUCUGUUAAGGGAAUGUAGUGAGAAACGAUGCUCCUGGUUUUCACAGUGCAUUGUGGGACUUUUUAGAGAGCAAAUGUUUUAGUGCACUGGAAGAAUUUUGGGAUUGAGACAGCUCUUAAAAUGGCCAACUCCCUGAUCAGUGUCCUGACUAUUGAACUACACUUUAAAAAGUAGGCUAAUUCAGGGGGUCUUUUAUCACAACUUAAAUAAAUGCAUGGUUGCAAGUUAAAAAUGCAAACUUAUUGCAAAACUUUGUUUUUAGUUCAGUUGACAUAAUAUUGAUUAUUACAUUAACUUAAUGUGUCACUAAACUCAAAUUUCUGCUUUAAUUGAAUUCCUUUAAAAAUAAAGCUGUAGUAACUGUUAUAUUUGACAUUUAAAAUAGUGUCUGUUACGUAGAAGUUUUUGUGGUUACAUUGUGCUGACGAGUAGACAACAUGAAGGUAAACACUAUAUAUUGACUCUAUAAGCAUUGACUGCUCUAAUGUGACUGACAAUUAAUAUCUUACUUGUUCAUUACACACAUACAGUAUAUGUGCCAAAUAAGUUACAUUUAGUAUGUGUAAUGAUAGCUGUGGUUUUGAACUGAAAUAGAUAAGAUUAUUUGGUUCCAGAGCCAGAGGGCAGUUGACUGUAUCAACAAGAGGGAAAACAAUUUUCUGAAAAUGGGUGCAAUGUGCCGUUUUCCAGUGGUGGUGGUGAUGAAAAGUAAUUGUGCCUUAACUUUUUAAGCUCUGUGAAGAAGAAAUUACUCUAAGACCAAAGCAGAGAAGCAUGAAGAAGCUGUGACAUAUGAGUAGCAGUGAUGGCCGUUCAUGACUUGUUUCACAUUGCUAUGUUUGAUUAAGAGUCAUUGUUUUCAUAAUCUACUUUUUAUUUCAUUUUGUCAUCACAUUUGAUAGGUUAUAGGUUAUAGUAUAGAAAAAUGAAACAAAAAAAAUUGUUGUUCUUUCUUCAUAGAUCACACAUUAGAAUGAAUUAGAAAUACACAUUAGCAAUUCUUAAACAGGCACCAUUCAUAAAAAGUAUUGGAUGUUUCUUAAAGUUUAUACAGAAGAAAAAGAUUCAUAAUAUUACACUAUUAAAAUACUUAAAAAUAAACAUUUAGUUAACUUAACAUUUGUUCCACAGGCUUAUCUAGCAGCACUCUCCAAUUUUUUUUUUUUUUUUUUUUUUGUGUUUACAAAAGUCUGCAUAUCAAACAACUGAAUAUCAUCCUCGUGACUAGAAGCCUAUACAAACAUGACAUUAAAUAUAAAAGCUCUUUCUGAAACUUCACAAAAUCUUCCACUGAGAUUCUGAAGGCAACAACCAAACCAAGGUUCAUUUCAGGUUCAUCAUGGCAAUGCUGAGAAGUCUAAUGCUUCUUUUCCUUAUCUUCUCCAUGGGGAAAGCAGAAGUUGAUUUAGUCAUGAAAUGCCCCGCUGGAUGGUCAAGUUUUGGACUCCGGUGCUUCAAGUACUUCCCUCAGUCGGUUUACUGGAUCACAGCAGAGAGAAACUGCCAAAGUCUUGGUGCGCAUCUCGCAUCUGUGCAUAAUAAACCGGAAAAUGAUUUUCUGCUGGGUCUGUUGCCUUCUUCUUCCACACAAACUUGGAGUGGUGCUCAUGAUGGAGAACAAGAUGCACAGUGGUUGUGGACUGAUGGAACUGUGAUUGACUACACCAACUGGUGCUCUGGAGAACCUAACAAUUUUGGUGGUCCAGAGAACUGUGUGGAGAUCAACUGGACCUCUGGCCGCUGCUGGAACGAUGCACGCUGUUCAACCCAAAUGGGCUAUAUUUGUGUUACAGACGUGUGAGAUCAUAUGCAGUCAUGCUGCUCCACAGUUACUUUGAUUGUACACUUUCUGCUCCUAUCUUUACCAAAAACAAAAAAUGUUGUUUUGAAAUUAAACAUCAUUUAAUCUUUUCUAAGCUUUAAUCUCUUCUUCUAUACCUCUUCUUCAAUUUAAUAAUCUUUAAUGCAUUCUCUGAAACACUCCUCUAAUCAAUAAAA